Messenger RNA from Rhinocladiella mackenziei CBS 650.93, 975 nucleotides. RefSeq lists its product as uncharacterized. The transcript is spliced from 2 exons. The record is from RefSeq and is a predicted model, not a curated record. Lineage: Eukaryota; Fungi; Ascomycota; Eurotiomycetes; Chaetothyriales; Herpotrichiellaceae. Gene Ontology annotation, molecular function: structural constituent of nuclear pore. Bases 1 to 975 code for a protein of 324 amino acids. Gene Ontology annotation, cellular component: nuclear pore. Gene Ontology annotation, biological process: nucleocytoplasmic transport.
AUGUCUUUCUUCGGCACGAGUUCAACGAAACCCGCACUCAGUUUGGGCCUCAGCACUGCCGCACCUGCAAAUCCCAGCACAUCGUUAUUCGGUCAAACGACAACCCAACCAGCUGCCAACCCAACCACAACCGCCACCACCGGAACAUCUUCUCAACCGCAAAUAGAUCUCGCUCACUUACGAUCUACGACGAAAUUCGACCAACUCACUCCGGAUCUCCAGAAAGAGAUCGAAAGCGUCGACACUCUUAUUCUUAACCAAAUCAAACUUGCCUCUGAAGUCUCCGACCUUCUUCCCACUGUCAUUGCAGCGGGAGAGACACUUCCCAAUGGCGUGGAUUUUGUCAGCCAGAAACUUGAAGAAGCGGAAGCCGGAUUGGGUAACGAUGCUGAAGCCAUUGUCGAAGCUAGAGACGGUGACAUGAGGAAAGUAGAACUUGAAGCCAAAUGUGUUUUUAGGGCCAUCGACCGAUUGAAAAUGCCCCGACAAUAUCAAGUGAGCCACACACAAAAUGAGAGUUUGAAUGGCGGCGGCAUGUACGGUGGAGCUGGACUGAGCGGAUGGUGGAACAACCCGCAGACAUUGAGAGGAAGUGUUCGUGGCGGUCAUGCUCAAGGCCAUACCAUUCAACUACCGGGUGAAGAUGCCGAAGAAAUCCAGGGCCCAAAGAGUCUCCUUGAAUUAUUCAACACACGAGCAGAGGAGAUGCAAGACAUGAUCCAAGGCAAUCGACAGCUUCUUGGGGAGAUCGAGGGUUUCGUCCAAGGACUUGAAGAAAAGGUGAUUGGAAAAGAGCGGGAAUUGAACGACCGAUUCAACUAUGGAGAUCGAAAUGGAAGUGCUAUAAGUGAAAGAGAUCGCCAGAUCCAGUUACUGCGCUAUGUAUUUGGAGAGGUGCAAAGAAGUCUUUACAAUGUGGCCGACAAAGUUGGCGCUGCCAGAGAUGAUGUUGCGCAAUUGGCACUGGGAAGAUGA